Molecule: messenger RNA, 1911 nt
Organism: Beta vulgaris subsp. vulgaris (sugar beet)
Lineage: Eukaryota; Viridiplantae; Streptophyta; Magnoliopsida; Caryophyllales; Amaranthaceae
Product: protein TRIGALACTOSYLDIACYLGLYCEROL 2, chloroplastic
Exons: 6
Coding region: 382-1530 (382 amino acids)
Cellular component (GO): chloroplast inner membrane
Molecular function (GO): lipid carrier activity; phospholipid binding
Source: RefSeq, a predicted model, not a curated record
UGCCGUGCCCAUCAAAGACAAUCCUAAACGACAUCAGCAGACAACAGUUCAACACCCUCCCUCACUCAGUCACUCAUACGGAAUUCUGGGGCUCCAACUCAUCUUCAAACCUCGUUCCAGGUUCUUCUCUUUUCUCCCCCUCUUAGAUGAAUCUACUUGUUUUGAGGAUCUUUUGUUGCGAUUUUACUUUAUCAUCUUGUUGGAGAUAUAGCUUGGUUUAUGGUUCUUGCCGUUGUUACGGGAGGUAAAUCAAGGAUGCACCAACCAUGCUUAUAUCGAUGUUAGUUUUGCUUAAAGAGUACUUUUGUAAGGCUAGUCAUACAUAGAAUCUCAGCAAAUUGUCAUUUAAGAAAAAGGUGUGUUGAAUUUGGGCUUGGAAAUAUGGUUGGGCAUACGAUGGUUCAGGGUCUGACAUCAUCGACUGGUAUAACAUCUUCAUUAAUUCACAUUAGGCAUUGUUCUAGCAAUUCUUUGCCUUCUCUUCCUUCUAGAUGUCAGAAGCGGGUGGUCUUUGUCAAGGCUUCACUGUCUAACACUGAGAACAACCAAUCGCUUCCUUCACCAGACGGGAAAAGUGCACUUUCGGCUGUAUUAGAUGUCCCUCGUCGUCUUUGGAAGCAAACAUUACGUCCUCUAGGUGAUUUUGGUUUUGGUAGGAGGAGCAUUUGGGAAGGUGGGGUUGGCUUGUUUCUCAUCUCGGGUACAGUUCUUUUUGUGCUGAGUUUGGCCUGGCUGAGAGCUUUCCAGAUUCGCUCUCAAUUUAGGAAGUACUCGACUGUGUUUGAGUUUCCUAAGGCUUGUGGAAUUUGUACUGGAACACCUGUGAGGAUUAGAGGCGUGAAUGUUGGCAAUGUGGUUCGUGUGAACUCUUCUUUAAAAAGCGUGGAAGCUGUUGUUGAGGUUGAUGAUGACAAGAUCAUUAUCCCACGAAAUUCUUUAGUUGAAGUGAACCAGUCUGGUCUCCUCAUGGAAACUAUGAUCGAUAUAACGCCUAAGGACCCUAUACCAAUACCUACUCACGGGCCUCUUGAUUUAGAAUGUGACAAGGAAGGUCUUAUUGUUUGUGACAGGCAAAAGAUUAAGGGACAUCAGGGUGUGAGUUUAGAUGAACUUGUGGGAAUAUUUACCCGUAUUGGACGUGAAGUGGAAGAGAUUGGUGUUGCCAAUACCUAUUCACUGGCAGAAAGAGUUGCAGGUGUUAUUGAAGAGGCUAGACCACUAUUGUCAAAGAUUAAAGCCAUGUCUGAAGACAUUCAACCUUUAUUGUCUGAGGUCCGGGACACUGGUUUGCUAAAGGAAGUUGAAGGUUUGACUAAAAGUCUUACACAGGCAACUGACGAUUUGAGAAGGGUGCAUUCAUCUAUUAUGACCCCAGAGAACACCGAAUUGAUUCAGAAAUCAAUUUACACCUUAAUAUUUACAUUGAAGAAUAUUGAGAGUAUUAGUUCAGACAUUUUGGGGUUCACUGGUGAUGAGGCCACCAGACGGAAUUUGAAGCUGCUGAUCAAGUCAUUGAGCAGGAUGUUGUGAGGUCAAUGAGCUUCCAAAUGAAGCUGUCAACUUCUCAUCGACUAGGCAUGUGGAGAAACCUUGUGGCGUCUGUGCAACAUGAGGCAGAUAUAGAAAUGGGUUUCACCACUAAAGAUGCUCAAGUAGGCUGUGUUAAUUUUAUUUCUUAUGUAGGAAGGCAUGUCCAUUUUCGAGAAGUCUACACUGCCCAUUCUUUUCUUAUUUGUGAUUCUUUUUUUAAGUUUGCCAUCAGAGUGGAGAUCUAAUUUGGUUGUUAUUUUGUGAAGUUUCCAGAAUUUCUCUAGAACUCGUUGGCGAAACUUUGGUGAAACUUUGGGACGUGCUUGUCUUUUCUGUCAUCACAUAGAAGCUGUUUUACUUGAUCAAAUUAAAUUUCUUGAA